GCCGCGAGGACUUUUAGCCCCCGCCCCACCGCUGCUCGUCAGCUGCACGAGACGCGCGGCAUCUCGUGUCAGAUAUGAAAAACUGUCACCUAACGUCCGUUGUUUUAUCAGUUUUGUUCAAGACGACCUCGCCGUUAGCGAAGACCUGGACACCGUUGUUGGCUUAAACGGUGGUAUCAGAACACCGUCACCGCUCUCGGUGUGGGAGUCUGCCCGGUGGCUGGCGGCUCUUUGUGACUCCCUCAGAGUGAAGGACUCUGUGUGUUGCUGGUUUCUUCACUCCAGCAACUGACUCCCAUGGCUGAUUCUGGAUCGGUCAAGCAGGAAUAGGACAGGCCCAGACAGAGAGAUGAGUUGGGCUGAGGAGGACUGGACAGUGGGGUUGUCUGGACGGGUCCUGCAAAAGGUGAAGGAGCUGCAGGUCCAUCAUGAGCGACUGUCAAGAGAGAACAAACAGAAACAACUGCAGCUGGACAACAUCCAUACUAGCCUUGAAAAACAGACAGUGAAGUAUGAGGAGGUGCGUGGGGAGCUCCAGUCUGUGCAGAGAGAGCUCCAGAGUGUUCGUGAGGAAGCCAAGACCGCAGUGAUCAGCAGGGAGCGUCUUACCCAGGAGCUUCAGACCAAACAGGCGCAAGUAUGCUCUUUGGAGGGCCAACUAGAUUCUGCUCGCACCCUCAACAACAAACUCACCCAGGAAGUCAAAAGGCUGGAGGCAGAGCUGGAGAAGCUGCAGAACAGCAGCAGGUCGGCAGAUACCACUCUGUUUUCUACUCCCUCCUGGACUGCACCAUCACCCUGGGAACAAAAUGGGAGCAGAAACGAAGAGAGGUCAGGGCAGCGAGAUGAGGGACAGAGCCGGGCACUUCACAUCCGACAGCGGCUUCAGUUCUCAGACGUGCCCACAACUUCGUUGCCACGACAACCACACAAGAGCACACCCCACCGCCACCCAUCUGACCAAUCGGAGUGCUUCUCCACUCCCUUGGCUGCGUUUCCGUGGGAACGGGAUGACUCAAGACCAGCAGGCAGAAGGCAAUCCCCAUCCUCUCCUCAGGCGCCCUCCACCGAUGUCAUCAGUCAAGGCCAGUCAGUGCUGGGGGUUUGUGGGAAAGAGUGGGACCACAGGACAGAGACAGACAUAUCUUUAUCAGAAGUGAGGAGUCGUGUGUCUUGUCUGGAGGAGGAGCUGUCAGCGAAGAACGGGACGUUGAAGUCGAUUCAGAAUGAAAUGGUGCAAAGCAAGAAGGAGCUCGCUGCCAGGGAGCUCAGCCUACAGAGAGCUCGUGAUGAGCUCAGCCUGGCACACACACGCAUGACCCAGGAGAGUGAACGAGCAUCAGGAGCUGAGCAAAAGCUGAAGCAGUUACAAGAGGAGCUGAAGUGUCAGAGGCAAAAUGCAGAGAGCAGCCGACUGCAACACCAACAGCGCACUAAAGAGCUAGAGAAACAACACCAGAGGGAUUUGACGGAGCUUCAGAAGGAGAGGCAGUGUUUGGAAAAGCAACAUCAGCAGGAGGUAAAUAAGCUCAACCAGGAGCUCCAGCAGGCCAGGACGCUCCACAAUGCCCUGCAGGCCCAGGCUGACAAGCUUUCUCUACAGAAACAAGCAUUGGAAAAGGAGUUGGAUGCACUGAAAGAGAAACUGAGGUGGACAGAGAGACAACUGCAGGAGAGCCAGAAGAAAGAAGCACAGACACAAGCCAAACUGACGGAAGCGGUGCGUGAGGCAGAGGGUGUGGCAGUGAGCCUGGAGCAGAGCAGGAAGAGAGAAAGAAGUCUGGAGGAGGAGGGGAGGAGAUUGGCAGAGGAGCGAGUCGAUGCCCUGCGUCUCCUCAAAGAACUGCAGGAGCAAAAAGCUGCACCAGCACCCCCUCUACAAUCUGUGCAGUUUAGCCCUGUUGGACAGAGUUUCUCCCCUCAACCUGCUUACGCUCUUCAUUCUCGACCAUCAACACACACAAAGAGACCCACUGGUACCAUCCGAGCCGAACAGAAGAAGGAAGAGGAAGAGGACGUGGAUGAGAGAAGGGCAGAAAUCACAGCACCUUACCCUCCUGACAGAGAGCCAGGAGAAGGCAUUGACUCUGAACACAUCACUGUCCUUAUCUCAACAGACUCUGAGAGUUUACAGAGGGGAGGACACAGAAGAAAAACGAACGAUGAAGAGAACAAGAGUACAGAUGAGGCGUUAGAAUGCGGCAGCUCCGGGACAAACAAGCACUCCACAUUUGAUCAUGUACUCCCUAGUUCCUCACAUUCUGCUGCCGGUAUGUCCACCAACACCUAUACUGAUGGUGAUCAUUGCAGUUUGAUGCUUUCUGCUGAAAAGACAGCUUCUCUCAAGCCUGAGCAGGCUAAGGCCUCUGAAGACCUCCAGAGGGAGAACGCCAUGCUGCGCUCAGAGAUAAAUGAUGUGCGUGAAGAACUCCAGAAACGACUGGAUGACCUGGAAGCCCAACGAAGGGCUGAGGCAGAAACCAGGACCCGGCUCAAACAGCUCAGCCGCAAACAUGCCAGCCAGGCUGUGGAAAAGGAGGAGCAGGACAAGGAAUGGAGGGCACAGCUAGAGAGUGAGAGGGCUGAGACAGAGAGGUUGAGGAAGGCCAUGGCUGCUUUGGAGACAGAGGUGAAGAGCAGAAGAGAGGAUAGAGAAAACAAGGGGAGAGAGGGGCAGGAGGAGGAGAAAAACAGAGCUCUAGAAGACAGAGAGAGUGAAAUGAUCGAGCUUAAUAUCCAGCUGAAGAAGCAACUAGCGGAGGUGAAAGCCCAGUUGGCUUUAGAACGAGAAGAGAGAAAGAGAGAUGAAGAGGAGAGGAGCCAAACAACAAACACAGACGUGGAUGUAAAGAACGAGCUGAGCACAAAACUGGCUGAACUUAAAGCUGAAUUGGAAGAACUAAAGCGCAGCAGAAAAGUAGACUCACUGGAAGAGGAGAAACAGUCUGUUGCCAACAGCCCACUGACGUACCUGACUCUCCGUGAUGAUGAGCUCAACUCCAACGUUGUUCGCUGUGACAACAAAUCCCUCCCUUCUCCAGAGCAGCACCUCCUCUUCUGCCAGUCCACCAACCAACUCAACAUGCUUGUAUCUCAGGCAACAGGAGAUUUCAUACAAGAAGAACCAACGGUGAUAGAUCCUGAACACGUACCUCUGUCAGAUGAGGGACAAACAGAUGGAGUGGCCUCUGAGACACUUUCUGACCUCCAGAAAUGUGAGUCUGCCCCAUCAGAUUUGGCAAAAGAGGUGAAGCGCCUGCAGAAGGAGAAUGCAAAGGAGACAGAACGUGCUAAGCAGUACCAGGUUAAACUAGAGGUCCUGCAGAGUCAGGUGACACGUCAGACCCAGCAGCUAACCAUGGCCUUUGAGAAGCAGAGUCAGCACAUUUCAGGGCUUCUAGCUGAGCUGCAGGAGAAGGAGAGUGCCCUCCUCAGCCAAGGAGAGGAACUGCAGAGAUACAAGCAAGAGCUGUAUGCACUCAAGGCCAGGAAAGAGGCCAAAGAAGUGGAGGAUGAUGAUCAAAGAGACAAGGGGCGACAUGAGAAGCCAGUGGAGACCACAGAUCUCCAACCAAACAAGGAAAAGGACUGUGCUGUCACCUUUCACACUACAAGCUCAUUGACAGAUGGCGAUGCUAUUGCACCGAGGGAUGCAGAUCAACCAAAGACAUCUGAUGCUCAAACACCAACACCUUUUAGCAGUGAGGGAGAAAACGAAGCACUCUUGUUAGGGGAACAGCGUCCAGGCUCUGUAGACUCAGACAAGACUGAGAGUAACCAUGACUCUGCUUGUGUGAUGGAAGAGACAGAGUGCAGUCAAGUUGGAGGAACAGCAGACAUGGUUGCAGAACUGCUUGCUCUGCGACAGGAGAAUCAGCUGCUGAAACAAAGAAUAGAGGGCUUGACCAUCUCAGACACCAACACCCUGGUUGUACAGACUGACAGUGAAAACCAAGAAGAUGUAGUCAAGCAUAGCAAGAGCAAUGGAAAUUCUAGUCUGUCCUGCUUGACAGAGCAGAGGCCACCUAGUGUGCAGAAUGACACCAACGUUGAAGGACAGGAGUCACUGCUGCAGAAUGAGAGUAGAAGGCAAGAUGAAGGAGGAGAUCUAACAAGGGAAGAUAAAAGGAAAACAAGGGCUGAAGAAGAGCUGGAGGAGGUGUGUCAGCUUCAGAUCAACCACUUAGAGCAACAGGUGGAGGCGCUGCAGAUGAAGGUACGAGCUCUCAGUGAGGAGACCCAGCAGCAGGCUGAGGAGCUCGCUCUGUGGAGGCUGGCCUCCCACCCAGCUCCAACAUUUGACCAUUUCCUUCCCAGCACAGAUAAUCAGGACCAGAGCUCUGCUGUCAGACAGUCCCAGUCAAACCAGCAGCAGACUGAUGAGAUGACUCACAUCCCACCAGGGAUCCAGAGCCAGGGUCUCACUCUUGAGGCGCAGGCUCAGGUUCAGGCACCCACACCUGGUAUUCAGGAAAGCCCUGCUAAUUUAACAAUCAUCAGAGAAGAUGAGUUAUUCCUCUCCUGCUCCUCCAACAAACUGCAGGGCCGCAUGUUGUUCUCCAGGCUGCAGCACAGCAACCUUCCCGAACCAAAGAGUUUCCAUCCCUCUAAAAAAACUGCAGCACUUCAGGAAUAUAUUCAGGAUGCUGCCAAGAUUGACAAGGAAUCUGAAAAAGAAAAUCAGGAGAUCAACUUCUUACAAUUGUCUGAUACCUGUCCGACAAAACACAAAGACAAGAGCGAGGGUGAACCCAUCCAGAUGUCAUCGGAGAAUACGGGUCAACAACAUGUUACCAAAGAUCUCCAUAAAGUCUCAGGACCAAAUAAGACCAAAACAACACACGGGUGUCACACGGGAAAUCCUGAGGCCAAACCAAAUGCUUCCAGAGCAACAAAUGAAGUAAACACAACCAAUGAUUCUUCAGCCAGAGCUGUCAGGACAGAAAUGAAAAGUGUUAGCAGUCAAACAGAGGAGAGAUUUUAUCCUCACAGUGCUCCAGCAGAAUCUGAACUCUGCUGUGCUUACACACAGACUGAGGAGGAGGAGGAAGAAGAUGAAGAAGAUUUAGUGGAUUCCCCUCCUGUCUCCCCUGUCCCAUCAUCUGGGGGGGCAGCGUUAGGAGACAAAAUGUUGUUUUCAGGUUCCUUCCCCAUUCCGGCUGACCCAGCCCGUCUGGCUGAAAGAAUCCGCCGUAACAGGACUCAGCUGUCAGCUGCCUUUGACGACACAGAGUAUGAACCUUAUGGGCUGCCAGAAGUUGUCAUGAAAGGUUUCGCUGACAUCCCAAGUGGUCCCUCGUGUCCCUACAUCGUGAGACGAGGCUUGUUAGGGACAACUGUUGUACCUGUCACUCAGAAAGACCCGGGAAAGGAGGAGGAGACGGACUGAAUAACGGCUACAGACAGGUCUGAUCUGAGCUGAUCACUGUGACUUGAGAGUGAACCUCAGUGAUGGAAGACAACAGCUCCACAGGAACACUCCAGUCACAAGCAACCUAAAUCACAGUGACAGUUUAAAAAAUGCUGCAGUCACCCAUGGACCUCUUUACAUGUGUGCAGGUAACCGGUCCUGCACUGGCAGAAUAAACACCUCCACUGUGGAUCCAAAAUGUCUUAAUGGUCACUAGUUUAUCCUGUAAUUGCUGUGUGGAGACUUUGCUGUCCAUCAUGAUGGAGUGACUUUACACCCACCUGUAUAUGUAGGUGCAGAAGUGGUGAUUUAGUGAUGUUUGUUGAUGUUUCUUGAAGAUAACAUCCACUUUUCCAAAGGGACUGUUUAGUUUUUAGUAACUCUGAAUUAACUUAUGGGUCUAGCCUUAGCCUACUUUGAAUGAAACAGUGCCUAGUUGACACUUUUCUAAACAAGCACUUGUCAAGAUAAGUUUGACUUGUUUUCCAAAAGGGUGAAGCCAAGAAAGGUCUGUUGUGAAAAUGUGAUAUGUAUAUUUUUCUUUUUUAUUUUUGAGGUGGCUUAUUUAUGGAUACUUGAAUGUGUUUUAGCGGAGAACAAGUGUUUCCAAAAAUUGUGUGAAAACACAGGGAAUGUGCAUGUGAGACGUUAGCUGUGAAUAUGAACAUGUGUACUCAUCUUGACGUUACUGUUUGUACACGUGUGUGUGUGCAUGUGUGUGUGUGUGUGUGUGUGUGGGAGAGAGAGAGAGAGAGAGAGACAGAGAGGGCUGAGCACAUCUAUGACUCAGUCUAACUUGCAUUGGUUUCCGCUCCAUGUAUGGUGAUACACACUGUGCUCCCUCUCUCCUCCCUCUGCUGCUUUGCUUCUCUGUCUUACACUAACGAGCUCUCAUUAGUCAGUAGCUCUGUGAUGAACUUAUCAAAAACUAAACAUGUAUUUAUUUUAUCAGCAGAGCAUACUGAUAGAUCAGCUGGUUUCUUAGAUUUGAUCAGAUAUAAUUUAUUUGAUUUAUGGACCAUUUUGGUAGGUUUUGUUUAUUGCACAUUUGGUACUGUGCCAUAGACAACAGUAGCCCACAUAUUUUACACUUUAGAUUUUGUUAAUGAGUUUGGAGCCCAUGUACAGUUUGUAUUAUGCCCUAUAAAAGAGGAGAAUCACUUUUUGAUGAAAGUGAAAGAAGGAUAGACUCACAUUGUUUCAGGUUCUAGUCUUAGAACUAUACUUACAUGUCCAUAGGUAUGUUGAAAGGGCUACUGGUCAUUGUAAUUGUCUCUUUGUCUCCUUCAACAAUCUGAGUUAAGGCCUAGUCAAACCAGAAAGUGAUACAGUCUGCACGUCUCUGAGAAAUAUUUGAUCUGGAAGUUUGGUGACAUGGUGACAGUACUGGGAGGAUAUUCUGUUUUUCUUUUUUUUUUCUUUUUUACAUCUGCUGUUCUUUGUACUUCUUCCUGACAUUUUGCUCACCAUUAUGCACCACUUUGGUCCUGGUUGGUGACGGACUUCACACAGCUAAUCCCGUCAUUGGUCAGCACUGUCAGUAUAACCUGCUCUCUGGGCAGUGUUUACUUGCUGAGCUCUAGUGGAGGGAUAGUUACUAAAAGAGGGAAUGUCAUACUAUAAAGAUGGAAGAUACCUGCUUGAUAUUUCUAACUGAUUUGUCUAACUGAAACUGCUGAAGCCUCACAUUGGCUUCAGAUACGGCACUGGUGAGUUUAUCCCCCUUUAAUUACAUUGACACUGCUUUAAGAAAGGUUCUUUUGCAGCCAGUAUGGACAGGAGGAAUAAUUCAGAUAACCAUUUAUUCUUUCAAUAUACAAAUUAGCAUGUGGGUAUUGUUUUAAACAGAACUUGGGAAAAAUAUGAACCUAUCCUUUAAAGCCUUGUAGUGCUUUCUAUCAGUGAUAUUUGAGAUUAUUUAAGAUGAAGGUUUAUAGACAUGUUAAAAGUGUGGAGUAAUUUUUUUUUUUUUUUUUACGAGGAGGUAGAGCUGUUCCUUCCUGGUCUUAACUUGUGUUAACUUGGUUCAGAACAGAGCGGACUGUUACUGCCAUGACUCGAUGCCAUCGCUGUUCACCUGCCAUGUCGACACCCUCAUGCACACACAUACAUGCACACACUUGCCCUCCCUUUCAGCUGCCUUCACAUCUCUGGGAUCUGUAGUUGUUUUGGCAGUGAGCUGGGACAGUCAGACACUGAGCAGGGAAGCUCACUGUGGAUCUUGUUGCCUUGUUUUGGACACUUUAAUGUGAAUGUAUCUGUGUUGUGUUUGCGGCUAGAAUAAAAGGCUUGCUCUUAA
Messenger RNA from Toxotes jaculatrix (banded archerfish), 7709 nucleotides. RefSeq names its product centromere protein F. Gene Ontology annotation, biological process: metaphase chromosome alignment; mitotic cell cycle; regulation of G2/M transition of mitotic cell cycle. Bases 350 to 5389 code for a protein of 1679 amino acids. NCBI's taxonomy places the organism in Eukaryota, Metazoa, Chordata, Actinopteri, Toxotidae. The record is from RefSeq and is a predicted model, not a curated record. Gene Ontology annotation, cellular component: nucleus; spindle pole; chromosome, centromeric region. Gene Ontology annotation, molecular function: microtubule binding; dynein complex binding. The transcript has 19 exons.